AUGUUCUCUGCUAAUGAUGCCGGAUACAACUGGGUCGAUGAGAUGGAUGUAUCACCAGCUUCUUCGCACCAAAGUGGGUUUGAGAGGUUCGGGGCGAUGAUGAUCAAGAACGCGGGGGUUGCGACGCAAACGGGGGGUUCUACUGGCAGAAAUGACGCUGUCAUCAACACUGGUGUGGAAGCACCCGGGCAACUGGUUGAAGAAGGUAGUUCGACUAUGCGUGUGAAACGCAUUGUUGACAGCUCAGAAAUUCUGAGCCAGUACCACCGCGAUGCCCUCUACCUCGAGCAAGACAUACGGUUCCUAGAGCACAAGCUUGGUUGUGAGAUGAAAGAAUUGAAGGAGUUGCGCAAAACAUUCGAUGAUUGGGGUUCCAGGAUGAAGAAGUUUCGCAUGGUUAGUCAGUGCGAUUCCUUCACGCAAGUGGGAUCAACAGACAUGCCCGAGCAGCAUCCCACUUGA
Messenger RNA from Symbiodinium pilosum, 462 nucleotides. NCBI's taxonomy places the organism in Eukaryota, Dinophyceae, Suessiales, Symbiodiniaceae. The record is from the annotation of a GenBank genome assembly.